AUGGCCUUUGAAAAGGAAGACCCCCCAGACGCGCUAGUCAGAGGACUGGCAAAGGAAUGCGAAGAGCUCAAGACAGGUUUGGUAAUAGGCUGUGACGCCAACGCCCAUCACACCCACUUCGAGAGGCUGUUAAGCCUACACCUGAGAGCCACCAUAAACCCGGCACAACUGUCCGAGGCACAACACGCCUACACCAAGGGUAAGUCAACCGAAUCGGCGCUACAUGUCGUGGUAAGUAGCAUCGAGAAAUCAAUCAACAAUAAGGAGUACACACUGAUCGCAUUCCUAGACAUAGAGGGAGCCUUCAACAACGUACUACCAACAGCCAUAACAGAUUCACUCACAGAACUAGGUGUUGAGGCACAACUAGUGGGGCUGAUCCAUAAACUGUUGAUAAGCAGAAUGGUUACGGCCGCACUAGGGGCCUCAACUCAAACUAGACUAGUGAACAGAGGAACCCCACAAGGGGGCGUUUUAUCCCCCCUUCUGUGGAACAUCGCAGUAAAUAAACUACUGCGAAUUCUGGAAGGAGGAGGAUGCAAAGUGGUGGCAUACGCAGACGAUGUCGCCAUCAUAUUUAAUGGUAAGUAUCCACAAACACUCUGCGAUCUUAUGACCGCAAAGCUAAAAAUACUAUCGGAAUGGACGAUAAAAAACGGACUCGGGGUAAAUCCCUCAAAAACGGAGCUUGUUCUUUUUACAAAUAAGUACAAGAUCCCACAACUCAACCCACCCAUAUUAAAUAACUGCAAUCUCUCUUUUAGCGAACACGCCAGAUACCUGGGGUUGGUAUUAGAUAAGCGCCUUAAAUGGGGCUUAAACAACCAAGAGAGAACCAAAAAGGCAACCAUUGCACUUUACUCCUGUAAAAAAGCAAUUGGGCUAAGAUGGGGCAUGUCACCCAAAAUUGUAAACUGGAUCUACACAGCGGUAGUCAAGCCAAUCCUCCUAUACGGGGUGGCUUUAUGGUGGACCGCUCUACAAAAGCAAUGUAUCCUAACUCCACUAAACAAAGUACAGCGAAUGGCGGCUCUGUGUAUUAGUGGAGCCCUUAGAACUACCCCAAACGAAGCGCUGAAUGCGAUCCUGAACCUUCCGAGCCUGGACUUAGCAGGCAUGGAAAGGGCCAAAUCGACAGCCAUUCGUUUGAGGGAUACUGGGCAAUGGAAAGCCCAAUUUUACGGUCAUGCCAAUAUACUUCAGCAUGAUAAGUCGAUUCCGAAGAAAACGGACCUAUGCAAAUCUCAUGAGUACACACACACACCCUUCGAGGCCCUGAUCCCAGAUAGGGAGGAAUGGCAGCAGGGCAGACCAGGCUCGCCAGACGCAAUCUGCUUCUACACAGAUGGCUCAAAAUUGGACGGGCACGUUGGCGGAGGGGUAUACUCCGAACAAUUAGACAUCAGAAAGUCAUUCAGACUCCCGGACCACUGUAGCGUCUUCCAAGCGGAGGUACACGCUAUAAAGGAGGCACUCGACUGCUUAGGGAACACCAGCCUAAGUAGACACCUUAAUAUAUAUAGUGAUAGCCAAGCGGCUAUUAAAUCAAUCUACUCGACAAACACCAACUCACGAACAAUAGCAGACUGUCGCAAAUCUCUCCACGAGAUGGCUAGACAGUUACUAAUAUGGGUUCCGGGUCACCGGGACAUCGUAGGCAACUGCAUAGCGGAUGAGUUAGCUAGGCAGGGCACCAUCAUGCCUCUCCUUCCAGAAAAGGAGAGUGUCGGUAUGCCCAUGGCAACUUGCAAGCUAAACAUUAGAAAUCAAUUUAUUAAAAUAGCCAACACUAAUUGGCAGAAUGCACCAAAGUGCCGUAUCACUCACCAGACAUGGCCGAUGAUUAACAAUAAAAGAACGUCAGCACUACUCAAACUCAGCCGCACAGAGUGUGGUAUGUUAGUUAGGGCCCUUACAGGCCACUGGCUAGUCGGCACACAUGCCGGCAGGCUAAAAGCCCCGAAAAAUGACUUUUGUAGGAGCUGCAGGGAUGAGGAAGAAGAAGAAACGGUGGAACACCUUCUCUGCUUCUGCCCAGCCCUUUGCAGACUUAGACUGAAGCACUUAGGAUACCCCUUUCUUAACGAUCUGACCGAAAUAUCGGAGAUCAAGCUUAAGGACUUAAACUCCUUUGUAAAAUCUUCAGGGUGGAAGACAUGCUAA
Drosophila takahashii is the source of this 2163-nucleotide messenger RNA. Lineage: Eukaryota; Metazoa; Arthropoda; Insecta; Diptera; Drosophilidae. The record is from RefSeq and is a predicted model, not a curated record.